Molecule: messenger RNA, 1143 nt
Organism: Candidula unifasciata
Lineage: Eukaryota; Metazoa; Mollusca; Gastropoda; Stylommatophora; Geomitridae
Source: the annotation of a GenBank genome assembly
AUGGCGACUUCUGCAUCUGAUUAUGACAAGAAAUCACUCUUAGAUUUGAAAGUCAAUCUGGAUGAAUAUUUUGGAGAGGAUAGCGAUUCAGUUCCUGGAAAUUUAAAAGGACGAGAUGCCUGCGAAUAUAUUCGAAGACGUGUUAGGCGUUUAGGUGCUGGAAGCUUGAAUGGUUUACUGAAUUUGCGACAACCAAACAAAAUGGAGAUAGUACAGCAAGUGUACUCCUUAACUAUGAACAAUAUUAACUCUGGAAGCUGCACAUUUGAUGAUUUGAAAACAAUUCUGGACACAGUAACGGUUUUGUUGGUUAACAAUAACAUACCACCAAAAUUAAGUUUUAACAACAUUUUGGAAUGGUGCAAAAAACUGUACACAAUGAAUAAGCCACAAGGAACAGAUCGCCCAUAUCUGGAAACGUUUCUUUAUUUUGUCCUCUACAACUUCCCGACUGAAGAGCGACUGAGAUUUAACAUUUGUCUAGUACAAGAUUUGAUCUCUGCAAUUGAAAAAUGGCAGGCAGCUUUUCAAAAGAAUUACCCAAAGUUUAGAAAUGAAGAAAUUAAACUAAGAAGAAGAGAAACAACAUUGUUUUUCCUGGGAAAUGGUCAGCCAUUGAGAGACAUUGUCUAUCAGGAUUCUCUGAAAGAAAUGGAACAAUAUUCUUUAACAGAAAAGUGGGACCUUCCAGAAGUGAGGGAGAAGUUGAGAAUGAUGACAGGAAGUCUCUGUGAUCAUGGGGAAAGAGUCCAAAUAACCAUUACAACGAAGCAAGGAAACAAAUUUUCAUUUUCAAUUCAGACAUCACACAGAGUAUCUAAAAAGGAUAUGUGGCAGAAGAGGGUCUUCUUUUAUAUUGGCUUCAGUUUUUCUGGUCCACGAGCAUUUGGUAUGUCAACAGAGGAACUUGGUUUAAAGAAAGGUGCUGUACCUGUCAUUCGCACUCAGAAUUUUAUUUCUUCAACCAGAGGCCUAAAAGACUACAGACAUCCUUUUUUGAUGGCCCUUUACCGUGACCAGAAGGACUUACUGUUAAAAAGGCAACAGGAAAAGAAUCGAAGUUCACAGUUGCAGCUGGACAGAGACAUACAGCGAAUCACAAGCACCAUCAAGAAACUGAUUGGAGAGCCUGUAGAUGACUAA